Manduca sexta (tobacco hornworm) is the source of this 1700-nucleotide messenger RNA. RefSeq names its product differentially expressed in FDCP 8 homolog. Lineage: Eukaryota; Metazoa; Arthropoda; Insecta; Lepidoptera; Sphingidae. The record is from RefSeq and is a predicted model, not a curated record.
CUUACGGAAUGUCAUGCACUGUGCUGUCACUUGUCAAAAUAAUGAUGAUACAUUAUUGUUGAUUACGAAAACGAAUUAAUUUUAAACACAACAAAGGCCAUACGACGCGGAAACAACACGUAGACUCUAUAAACAUGCGUUAUUGACAUACACGUGCAAAACAAACCGCGUAUACGACCGCCUGAACAAACAUCUCAGACGUAAAAUGUUCAGUGCACAUCGAGCGUGAAAAACAUAUCAAUAGUUUUGUGGCGCGGAGAUCCUGUUAGCGCGAACAAUGGCCGCGGCGCUGGCGAACGACUCGCCUAAAUAUCGCAACAGUUUGAUAUGCUGCAGCCCAAGGACGUCGGAUGGCACGGCAGGGAGUCCAUCGUCGUCGUCCACGUCCGGCUGCGUUUCUGCAGACGAGAGCCUCGACUCCACCUACAUCCCAAAGUCAAUAGCAAACAAGAAACUCAAAAUUCACAGUUCCGCGUCACGCGAAGACAUAGAAAAAGCUGUGAUUCAGUGCAAAGAACUAAUUUUAAACAGUACUCAAUGUUCUGAUGAAAGAAAAUGGCUGGUCAGAUAUUUAGUUGAGUUAAGAUUAAGGCUAGAGGAUUUAAAGGAGAACGAUGGUCAGGCGAGGCUCCGGGUCGCCAUCAAAGGUCACCAUUUCGAACAACAAAUGAAUCCAAGCAACAGAAAACAGUAUUGCGAUCACUGCAGUGGUGUGAUUUGGAGUAUAGUGCAAAACUCGUAUGUGUGUAGUGACUGUGGAUAUCUGUGCCACUACAAAUGUGUAGACCAGAUUUGCAGGAUAUGUGCACAUGUUGUUAUGACAGAAAAAGGGGAGUUUGAAAUGAAUAUAUGCCCUGAAAAAGGCCUGGCCGCUCAGGACUACAAGUGUGUUGAAUGUCAAACAGCACUAACAUUCAAAGACUCAUGGAAUGAGCCUCGUUUGUGUGACUAUACUGGUCUUUACUUUUGUGGGACGUGUCACUGGAAUGAUCCAUCUCCAAUCCCAGCAAGAGUUGUCCAUAACUGGGACUGGGACAAGAGGUAUGUGUCACGGAUUGCAUACCAAAUGUUGACACUAUCAUGGUCAAGACCGUACAUUGAUGUUGAGAGAAUAAACCCUAGAUUAUUCAGCUUCAUAGCUGAGCUGGAGUGGGUACACAAAAUGAGGAAGGACUUGGAGUGGAUGAGACGGUACUUAUGUGCGUGUGCAGAGGGCUCUACUUUACUUUCACCACUAUUUGUACAGCUGGGUGAUGUAAACAAGAAGUACAGUAUGGCACACUUGCAAGCCAUUAAUGAUGGCUCCCUCGAGACACAGUUGACUGAACUGACAGAAGUAUGUCGAGCGCACAUAACAAACUGUCAGUUGUGUUCAGGCAAAGGUUAUUUGUGUGAAGUAUGUGGAAAUAAUGAGGUUUUAUACCCAUUUGACAGUGGCGCAGUGAUGUGCGAGAAAUGUAAUUCUCUGUACCAUAGAGGAUGCUGGCUACGUAAAAGCCAAAUUUGUAUGAAGUGUGCACGCUUGGACGAGCGCAAGAGUCAGACUUCUGAAGUAAGCCACACUGUCUCCGAAUUAGAAUAUGAUAUUGACAAGUUUGUUGACUAGCUUUUUCCAUUAUAUUGCAAAAGUUGCCCAUUUCUGAUCUAUUGUUUAUAACUGCAUUAUUUUCCUUGAUUUAUACCUUUUCAUAUCAUCAUGA